This is a messenger RNA of Gadus chalcogrammus (walleye pollock), 3592 nucleotides long. Its product is annotated as tyrosine-protein kinase receptor UFO. The record is from RefSeq and is a predicted model, not a curated record. Gene Ontology annotation, cellular component: signaling receptor complex. Gene Ontology annotation, molecular function: ATP binding; protein binding; transmembrane receptor protein tyrosine kinase activity. Gene Ontology annotation, biological process: phagocytosis; cell surface receptor protein tyrosine kinase signaling pathway; positive regulation of kinase activity. Lineage: Eukaryota; Metazoa; Chordata; Actinopteri; Gadiformes; Gadidae. Bases 499 to 2334 code for a protein of 611 amino acids. The transcript has 13 exons.
UCUGGUUGUUCCCAGACCCGCUUGUAAAUCGCUUUGCAUAAAAGCGUCUGGUAAACGACUUUGACAUGCCCGUCGGUCAGCAGGAUUGUGUACUGCGGUGGAUAGGGUGAUGGACUCCCAUUGCCAAGCAGUCCCACCUCUAGGAAUUCUUGAGAUGCCUCGUCCAGUAUCUGCUCCUUAAUGACCUGUCUUGGAGUUCUCUGUACAUUCCCUUGAAUCAAAGCAUCUGGCAUGGUAAACAGUAGUAUUAUUAACAUGUGUUUUGAAUGCAAACCAAGUUCUGAUGUAAUGUAAUGCAACAAGUGUUUUUUUUUCCCUCUCUGUGUCCAGUGCCAGAUAUUGCUCCUUCCCUCAAUCCAUUCUUACAUGUGUCGCAUUUCCCUCUCUGUAACCAGUGCCAGAUAGUGCUCCGGUCCUGAAUCCAUGCUAACAUGUCUGUCGUGUCUCCCUCUCUGUAACCAGUGCCAGAUAGUGCUCCGGUCCUGAAUCCAUGCUAACAUGUCUGUCGUGUCUCCCUCUCUGUCUGCAGUGCCAGAUAGUGCGCCGAGUAACGUCAGUGUGCUGCUGAACGGCACAGAGGUGCUCGUUAAAUGGGAUGAGCCCAUUGGAAAACUGAAUGGAGAUCUGCAGGGAUACAUGGUGGAGUACAGGACACCGAAUAUGGAGCAGGCUGUUGUGGACACGGGAUUGGAUGCAGAGCUGUCACUCAACCUGUCCAAGCCCCUAUCCAACGUGACCUUCCGCGUGUGCGCCUACACAGGGGCGGGUCAGGGCCCGUGGACCCCUCUAAGCACUCUGACCCUGGUUGACCCCGAAAUGGAGGAGCAGCAAUUCCGAGGCCUGUCCUCCCCGAAGUCCUUUUCCUGGCACUGGUGGUACGUCGUCAUGGCGAUUGCCGGCGCGGUGGCCAUGGCCGUGCUCAUGGCCGUCUACGUGGCCAAGCUGCGUCGCAAGGAGACGCGCUUCGGAGACGCGUUUGAGCCUAUGAUGGAGAGCGGGGAGAUGGUGGUGAGGUACCGUGCACGGCGCACGUACAGCCGCAGGACCACCGAAGCAACAUUGAACAGCCUUGGCAUAAGCGACGACCUGAAGCAGAAGCUACAAGACGUCAUGGUGGACCGUCACAAACUCACCCUGGGAAAGACCCUGGGGGAAGGAGAGUUUGGUUCGGUGAUGGAGGGUCUGUUAACCCAGGAGGAGUCGGUCCUCAAGGUCGCUGUGAAGACCAUGAAGAUCGCCAUCUGCACACGCUCUGAGAUGGAGGACUUCCUGCGAGAGGCCGCCUGCAUGAAGGAGUUUGACCACCCCAACGUCAUGAGACUGCUAGGUGUGUGUCUGCAGACGGUGGAGAGUGAGGGCUACCCCUCCCCGGUGGUCAUCCUGCCCUACAUGAAGCACGGGGACCUCCACAGCUACCUGCUCUACUCACGGCUGGGAGACACCCCCGUGUACCUUCCCUCCCAGAUGCUGGUAAAGUUCAUGACCGACAUCGCGCGGGGAAUGGAGUACCUCAGCAACAAGAACUUCAUCCACCGCGACCUCGCUGCUCGUAACUGCAUGCUGAAUGAGAACAUGAACGUGUGUGUGGCCGACUUCGGUCUGUCCAAGAAGAUCUACAACGGAGAUUACUAUCGCCAGGGCCGCAUCUCAAAAAUGCCCGUCAAGUGGAUCGCCAUCGAGAGCCUGGCCGACCGCGUCUACACCACCAAGAGCGACGUGUGGUCGUUCGGUGUCACCAUGUGGGAGAUCGCCACGCGCGGCCAGACGCCGUACCCGGGCGUGGAGAACAGUGAGAUCUACGACUACCUGAGGCAGGGGAACCGCCUCAAGCAGCCCCCCGACUGCCUGGACAGCAUCUACUCCCUGAUGUUCUCCUGCUGGCUGCUGAGCCCCAAGGACCGGCCCAGCUUUGAGGAAAUGCGCUGGGAGAUGGAGAAGGCCCUGGACGACCUGCCGGACCCCCAGGACCCCGACGAGAUCCUCUACGUCAACAUGGACGAGUCCUCGUUGGAGCUGGGGGCGGUCGGGGGCCGCGACCCCGCGGGGGGCGGCGUCGGCGGGGGUCCUCUGGGCCUGAAGGGCCUGGACUCGGUGACCACGGUGGAGGUGCACCACAACAACCGCUACGUGCUCUGUCCGCAGCACGAGCCCGUCCGCGGCCUCGCAGACUCCCUGGAGAGCCUGGACCUGGGCGUGUCCUCGUCCAGCGCCACCCUCCCCUACAACACGUCCUGCCGGCCCACGCCCAGCCCGCCCACCCAGGCCUCCACCCCCACCCGGGAGUUGAUGGAGGACAGGGAGGCGCUGAGCCCCAGGAAGGUGCCGUGGGAGUGACAGCGGCCCCUCGUAGUCCCCGGGCUGGUGUUCAGAGACUAGAGAGGGAGGGAGAGAGCGGGGGAGAGAGAGAGAGAGAGACUGAGAGAGAGAGACUGAACACGAGCUGAUGCUUACCAGCUCCUCAGCCAAUCAGAGAGCAAAAGAAAUAUCAUGCUACUUGCCUGGCUGGUGACCUCACUCCGCUUAGGGUUCUCCCUACAUUUUGCACAAAAAGACACACACACACACACACACACACACACACACACGCGCACGCACUCUUGGGGCAUUCCAAGGUAUUGGGAGAUCGGGGGGUCUUAUUCCCCCCCUGACUGAGACAAGCACAUGUCAUAGCAGGAGGUAUGAUUUACCCUAAGCGACGGCUGUACCACGAAAACACGAAACGUUGCCACAAUCCUCCACGCCGUGCCAUUCAAACCGAAGAUGCCCUGUCGUCUGUCAUCUGCACUGCCGCACAAUCAAAGACAAAGCAAACCCCUUCCACCAGCACCACCACCAUCAUCGUGGUCUUCCUCGUGAGAGCAAUAAUGUGCCACCACUCUUCAUCACUGACUUGGAUACAAAAACAAGCUUUGCGGUGAUCCGACAAAGUGAUCCGAUGUUUCCAUGGAACCAGCUCACACACUGCCAACACCCACGCGUUACUUCGUACAAAACACUUGACGAUCUCAGGAGCUUACACUGCCUUCCAGAGUAACAGAGCACAGAUUUCUUCCAGCGUGGAAUCCACGCGUCUCGUACACUGAGGACAUUAGAACGGCAAGGAAAAAGUAAAGGAGGGAGGGAAAAGAGAAGAAAAGGGAAAAAUCCAGAAUGUUUAUUUUUCUUUCGUAUUUACUUGGGUGAUUAUGAUACUUGCAACACCCCAUAUAUUUCUGAGUUCCUGUUAGAAAGUUUCUGUUUUGAAUUCAUUCUGUUAAAGGUCAAGUCCAAGUGAUUUAAUUUUAUGUGUUACAAAAGUAAAACAUCCCAUUGCCGAUCAGCCGUGCAUGGCCGAAGCAGCUUUGAGCGUGUGUAAUCACGGCUCGAUAAGGGUUGAGUAAGUUGUACAUGACGAUCACUGUCUCUGGUUUAAGAUUCCGUCUCUUCCUUUACUCUUAACUCAGCUCAGCAGCCUUAGGUUACGCUCAACUAGGGCAACGGUACCUCCCUCUGUGACUCCGUACGGCUCUGAUCCUCUAACCUUAACUCCUCAGCUCCACCAGAGCCAUCGAGUGUCUCGUUUAAUGAGAUUAAUGUGGCUCGGUGACGCCGC